Messenger RNA from Odocoileus virginianus texanus, 2836 nucleotides. The record is from RefSeq and is a predicted model, not a curated record. Lineage: Eukaryota; Metazoa; Chordata; Mammalia; Artiodactyla; Cervidae.
AUGGCUGAAAAGCUGCUUUGUGCCCUUGACCUGACACAGGGCCCUCCCCUGGGCAACGGCUGCUUGGAGAUGCAGCUCUUCCUCUUCCUCCUGAUCGCCAUGUGCUACCAUUCCCUCUCCUCUUUGACUCCUCAGUUGUCAUCCAUGAGCCUUCAGGUCAGGAGCAACUUCUUCAAAAGUGCCUCACCUGACCUUCUUCAGAUUGUUUCCCAGAGAAAGCUGUCCAAAUCCUUACUGAAGCACGGGAACACGGCAGGGAAAUCUUCCAUCACGGUGAUUGCUGAGGAAUUAUCUGGUAAUGAUGACUAUGUGGAACUUGCCUUCAAUGCACGGAAACUGGAUGAUAAGGAUUUCUUCAGUAAAUCUGACCCAUUUCUGGAAAUUUUUCGAAUGAAUGAUGAUGCAACUCAGCAGCUUGUGCACCGAACUGAGGUUGUGAUGAAUAACUUAAGCCCAGCCUGGAAAUCAUUCAAAGUAUCUGUAAACUCUCUAUGCAGUGGAGAUCCCGACCGCCGGCUGAAGUGCAUAGUAUGGGACUGGGACUCCAAUGGCAAACAUGACUUCAUUGGAGAAUUCACUUCAACCUUCAAGGAGAUGAGAGGAGCAAUGGAAGGCAAACAGGUGCAGUGGGAGUGUAUCAACCCCAAGUACAAAGCCAAGAAGAAGAAUUAUAAGAACUCGGGCAUUGUGAUUUUGAAUCAGUGCAAGAUUCACAAGAUGCAUUCUUUCUUGGACUACAUCAUGGGUGGCUGCCAAAUCCAGUUUACAGUAGCUAUAGAUUUCACGGCCUCAAAUGGGGACCCCAGGAACAGCUGUUCCCUGCACUACAUCCACCCCUACCAGCCCAAUGAGUACCUGAAGGCCUUGGUGGCAGUGGGAGAGAUUUGCCAAGACUAUGACAGUGACAAGAUGUUCCCAGCCUUUGGGUUCGGUGCCAGGAUACCCCCAGAGUACACGGUCUCUCAUGACUUCGCCAUCAACUUUAAUGAAGACAACCCUGAAUGUGCAGGGAUUCAAGGAGUUGUGGAAGCCUAUCAGAGCUGCCUUCCUAAACUCCAGCUCUACGGCCCCACCAACAUCGCUCCCAUCAUCCAGAAGGUGGCCAAGUCAGCAUCAGAGGAGACCAACACCAAGGAGGCGUCGCAAUACUUCAUCCUGCUGAUCCUGACUGAUGGGGUCAUCACAGACAUGGCCGACACACGGGAGGCCAUCGUCCAUGCCUCCCACCUCCCCAUGUCAGUCAUCAUCGUGGGAGUAGGCAACGCAGACUUCAGCGACAUGCAGAUGCUGGACGGUGAUGAUGGGAUUCUGAGAUCACCCAAGGGAGAGCCUGUCCUCCGUGACAUCGUCCAGUUCGUGCCCUUCAGGAACUUCAAACACGCAUCUCCAGCUGCCCUGGCAAAGAGCGUGUUGGCUGAAGUCCCAAACCAAGUCGUGGACUAUUACAAUGGCAAAGGAAUUAAGCCAAAAUGUUCCUCAGAAAUGUAUGAAUCUUCCCGGACACUGGCUCCAUGAACUGUACACACUUUUACUGAGUUCUCAGAUACUAUUCCUGCUAAUAUUUAAUACUUCUAUUACUCCUGUACUUAAAAAGACACACAAAUACACAUUUAAAAAUAGCACGUUUGGUGAUUUUUAACUAACUGACAAUUUUUUUUGCAUGUGUAGCCCUGAGGCCUGGAUCUGUUAAUCCCUUGUAUUGUUAAAGACUUUUUACAAAGAAACACAGAUAAUUAUAACUUACUCUUUACAUUACAGCAUGUUGCCUUGAAAUAAAAAGUUAUCUGUAUCUGUUUUUUAUACAGGUUUGUUGAAAUUUUGCUAAAUUUCUUAUUAUCUUUACACUGUAAAGCAUUUUGAAACAUUUCUUGAAUGUUGAUAGCCAAAACAUAUUUGGUUUUAGCUGCUACAGGAUGAGAGACUUUUUAAAAUGGCAGAUGCAUGGACUGUAUUUUGCAUGUUUAAAAUAAAAAAAAAAAAAAACCCAUACUGUUUUUGCAGUUGUCAUCUAUAAUUCCUCCCUGCUGGGAACAGUGUCUCCCCUGAAGAAGAGGUUUAUCCAGCUAGAGGUGAUCUUCUUAAAGUGGGGCUGGGGCACCCAGUCCAGCAUUUCUUAGACUUCCUUGUGUAUACAGUUCACCAGAGGAUCUUGUUAAAAUUUAGACUGUAAUGCAAUUGGUCUGUGUGAGCCCAAGAUCCAAGCAGCUGUAACAGAAUCCCAGGUGAUGCCAAUUCAGGCCUCAUGUUUAUAUCAAUCCUUAGGUGUGACCUCAAAGAGUCUUCAAUAGACCUGUGACAGUGGAGACUUGUCCACAGAAAAUGGCCAUGGGGUGUGGCUCCUCAAGAGAGGUGGCCCACCAGACUGAUCUUUAAGCUUAUUCUUGGGCUUCUUUGUACUUCUUAUCACUCCUGAGAGCAAACUGAAUCAUCAACACAAAUGCUUGGGACUGUUUUGGGUAGAGGUGUUUUGUUUUGAUAUAACCUGGCCACCCUUAAACCUAAAGAAUGAAUGUUUCACUUGUGUAAUCAUCUUACAGAGAAAUUAGCAAGUUUUUUGCAAGUAUAAAAUGCCCUAGGUGAAGCCUACUUUUGUUCAGAGAUACAGGAAGGUAAAUGACAAGGCACAGUAGAUCUGUUUGUUGUUUGGUAAGGGGGGGAGUAUUUCACGUGCAAAUCAAAUGCCUUGUAUGAUUUCCAGUAUUAUAAAUAUAGAUCUUAACCUUACAAAUAUAUGUUGGCCAAAAGCAUAUUUGGGAAUGAUGGUAAAUAUAUGACUGAAAAAAAUCAUAAAUAUUGAAAGUGUAUUAUUUUAUGAAUAAAUUGGGUACUUACAGAA